Staurois parvus is the source of this 286-nucleotide messenger RNA. Lineage: Eukaryota; Metazoa; Chordata; Amphibia; Anura; Ranidae. The record is from the annotation of a GenBank genome assembly.
AUGCAGACUAUUUCUACAAACAUUUGUGAAAUACUGUGCAAUAAGUCCAUCUGUGAAAUUUCCUUGCUACUAAAUAUUCCACGGUCAACUGUUAAUGGUAUUGUAACAAAGUGGAAGCAACUGGGAACAGCGCAGCUCAGCCACGAAGUGGCAGAUUAUGUAAAAUGACAGAGCGGGGUCAGCGCAUGCUGACGCACACAGUGCACAGAAGUCACCAACUAUCUGCAGAGUCAACAACUAAAGCCUCCAAACUUCAUGUAGAGAGCUUCAUCCAAGCCUUACAUCA